AUGAUCCUCCUCACGGCACUCCUGUGCCUCCUAACCCUCACCCUCACCACAGCCCUAACCACCACCACCACCACCACCACCACCACCAACAAAACAACCCCCUUCUCCCUCCCCUCAACAUGGGGCAACCUCUCCCCCUACACCCCGAGCCCCGGCUUCGGCAUCCCCCCAGGCACACCCAAACAAUGCCAACUGACACAAGCACACAUCCUGCACCGACACGCACAGCGCUACCCAACCUCCUACCUCCUCGACGCCGACAGCAUGGAAUCCUUCGCCCAGAAGCUGCAGAACUACACACAAGCACACCCAAACAGCACCCUCGCCACGGGCCCUCUGUCUUUCCUCAAUAAAUGGCGCUAUCUCAUGGGCACAGAAGCCCUUCUCCCCACUGGCGCCGCAACGGAAGCUACCUCCGGUGCGUUCCACUGGUCUCGCUACGGACGGGUGUUGUAUGAUGCCCCGGCUGGUAUGGCGGAUUGGAGUAAUGAGUUGAAUGUCUGGCCGAAUGGCACGAGGAGGGAUAAGCCCAUGUUCAGGACGACGAGUCAGGCGAGGAUUUUGGAGAGUGCGAGGUGGUGGUUGAGCGGCUUCUUCAGCAACAUCGCGGCCAACAGCUCCGCUGAUAACUACGACCUGGUUAUUAUCCCAGAGGGAGAUGGAUAUAACAAUACCCUGUCAGGGAGUUGUCCGAACGGGGAUACUGAAGAGGGCGACGACUCCGCCGAACAAUUCCUCCGCACCUACACCCCCCCAAUCAUAUACCGCCUAACCCCCCACCUCCCCAGCACCCUAAAUCUCACCGCGCUCGACAUCCUCAGCAUGCAAAACCUCUGCGCAUACGAAACCGCCGUGCUCGGCUCCUCCUCCUUCUGUUCCCUCUUCACGCCCUCCGAAUGGGAAAGCUUCGCAUACAUCCUCGAUCUACAAUUCUACGGGGACUACGGAUUCGGCUCACCCUCCGGUAGGGCACAGGGUAUUGGAUACGUGAUUGAGCUUGCGGCUCGCUUACAGGGGAAACUUAUAACGGAGCAGGUUGCCAACGUUAACAUUACUUAUGAUUCUAAUGCGGAGACAUUCCCAUUAAAUCAGCCGCUGUAUCUUGAUAUGUCGCAUGAUGAUGUGAUUGUUUCUGUUUUAGCUGCGCUGGGAGUGGAGUAUUUUAAUAUUGGGGAGGAUGGGAUGAAGGGGGAUAUUGGGGUUGGGGAGAUUCCGCUGAACCGCACGUUCAGGUUGAAUCAUAUUGCGCCGUUCGGGGCGAGGUUUGUUACUGAGGUGUGGAGGUGUGAGGCUUCUUCUGCUGAGGAGAUUGUGGUGGAUGGGGGUGGGGAGGUGGUUUAUGAGAAUGAUGUUGUGAAGGAAGGUCAGGGGAGGGAGUUUGUGAGGUGGGUGUUGAAUGAGAUGCCGGUUCCUGUUGGUGGAGUGUCUGGAUGUGAACAGGAUGCAGCAGCGGGUGGGAAUGGGUUUUGUGCUCUGGAGGGGUUCUUGAAUGGGGUGGGCAAGAUGCAGGAGUUGGCGGCGUUUGAGGAGGCGUGUAUUCAGGGGGCGGGGAGUGGUGGGGGGCAGGUUGGGGAUGGGAGGCCUUAG
Aspergillus neoniger CBS 115656 is the source of this 1587-nucleotide messenger RNA. RefSeq names its product histidine phosphatase family protein. The transcript is spliced from 3 exons. Bases 1 to 1587 code for a protein of 528 amino acids. Gene Ontology annotation, molecular function: acid phosphatase activity. The record is from RefSeq and is a predicted model, not a curated record. NCBI's taxonomy places the organism in Eukaryota, Fungi, Ascomycota, Eurotiomycetes, Eurotiales, Aspergillaceae.